AUGACCUCUCCAUUUCUUCCAACUGAUUGCCUUUUAUUAAUAUUUGAGGAUUUUAGACAUGAUAAAUCCUCUUUACACUCUUGUUUAUUAGUAAAUCGUCACUGGUGUCAAAUCGUCGUUCGUUUUUUAUGGUGUCAUCCUUUUCGUCUCUUAUAUUCUUGUAAAAAUUCCCCUUGUAAUUGUUCAAAUGAAAAAAGGCAAUCUCUUGCUAAAAGUUUAUUCGAAACUUUUAUGUCUGUUAUAAUUUAUAAAAACAGAAAUUCUCUUAUCAAAAAGAAAAUUUUAAUUCCUUCUCAAAUUUCCGUUCCUGCUUUUAAUUAUCUGGAAUUCUUACAAAAUCUUGAUUUAUUGGAAUUAUGGUCGACAAUUCAAGAUGGAAUGAUUCAAAAACAACAAGUAUCUGAUUCUUCAAAAAAACAUCAAUUUCCUCCUAUUAGUCAAUGGUAUCAAUUUAUAAGAAAAAUCGAUUUUUAUGUCGUUUUACAAUUCCUUUCAACUUCAAAACAUUCUUCAAGAAAUCCUCUCGACAAAGAUCAACUUUCUUCAAAAAAUCUUCUUGAUAAAGAUCAACAACUUUCUUCAAAAAAUAUUUUAGAAAAAGUCCCUGAUUUAUCCGUUGAUCGUGUCGCUCAUAUAUUUUGUAAAAUUUUCUUAAAAAGGUGUCCAAAACUUCAUCAAUUAUCCGUUGAUUUAAUUUCUAGACGUAAUCAUGAUGAAUUCACUUGUAAUUCUCUAAUUUCAAAAUUAUCUACUUUCUCUACUAAAUUCUUUCGUCCAAAACUUAAUCAUCAUCUUGAUCAUUUAACUCAUUUAAUUUGCACUACAAAAAAUUCAAAACGUGAUCUAUUCACUACUUUAUCAAAAUUCGCUCAUAAUAUCUCAAAACUUGAUGUUUGUAUAGAUUAUUUAGAUCAUAAUCUAUAUUUUUGUGAAAGAAUUAUUGAUGUUUCUUAUGUUGAAUUAGAAGCUUUAAGUUUAUCAACUCUUAUCAAAUCUCAAAAACGUCUCAUUCAUCUUUCUUUACAUAGUUUUCCUGCUGGUUUACAAGCUAUUUGUUCCGCUAUUCAUCUUCAUUCAAAUACUUUACGUUCUUUAAGUUUCGUUGGUGUUUUCUUUUAUG
Molecule: messenger RNA, 1120 nt
Organism: Scutellospora calospora
Lineage: Eukaryota; Fungi; Glomeromycota; Glomeromycetes; Diversisporales; Gigasporaceae
Source: the annotation of a GenBank genome assembly